GUCAGACAACAAAGGGAAUUACUUGUUGUGUGGAAAGUACCGGUCUAUCAGAAUGACUGAAACCCGAUCGUCCAACGGCCACAGAUGAUGUGAAUCAAUAUCCAAGUACGGUACGAGCACGAGUACCACAAUUUUAUGACGGCAGUCAAUCCUCGUCUUACUGUACACCCAUCUCGACCACGUUCCGUCAGCCGAUUGAGAUCACGAAUCUGCCCCAUCCUUUGGCUUCCUUGGACACUGACUGUACCCAUCGAAGUUUCGAAGCUGUUGAGCACUUUUUCCGGUUGACCCCGCGAAAUGUCCUGAAUUCCACGAAGCUCAAGUUUCACUGUCGCAAUGGCUAAAUUAGAGCCCAUCGAGGCUUUGCUGGCGCCGUCUCUGCGUGUUUCCAGGCCUGUUGCCGCCUGUGCACGUUGUCGAUCAGCCAAAAUCAAAUGCGACGGAAAAUUACCUGCCUGUUCAGCCUGCGAGCGCUCGGGCAAGGGGACGAGUUGCACCAGUGCCAAUGAUGACUUCGCGCGUGGCAAGGAACGGAGUUAUGUCGCCGCACUCGAGGGCGCUGCACAACGACUCCAAAGGAAGAUUGAGCGGGCUAGAGCAGAGGCCGCCAUCCAAGGCACCUCGUCUUCGACGCAUCGUCCUCCGAAGCACCGAAGAAUCAGUGGCACCCGUCGACGCGAAGCAUCAGACGUCGAUGAACUGGUCAGCGACUUCGGUUUUUUAACAGUGAAUGCCACGUCGAGAGACUUCCACGGCUUUACGUCUACCAUGUCAUUUGCCAAACUGCUCUUGUCGGCUGCUUCAAGGCGAGAAUUGCCUCCAACCGAGACCCGAGGACUCCCGCCUCGAUACGCCAUCAUGCCUAUGAUCAACCACUACCUGGAAAACAUCUAUGUUCUUUUACCCUUCUUCUCCGAGACAGAAUUGAUGAGUAGUCUCUCCCGGAUAUACAACGAGUCAGCCUCGAUUUCUUCAUCUGUGACACCUCUAGAUGUCUGGAAUGUGAGGCUAAUAUUGGCCAUUUCUUACGCCUCUUCCUCACAGCAAAAGGAUGACGAGAACGACAAGACGGCGUUGGAGCACAUGGCUGCAGCUCGUAGCUUGGCGAACUAUGUUCUUCAUCCCGGCUCUAUCACUGGCGUUCAAGCACUUCUCCUUCUCGUCGAAUACGCAUUGGUGGACCCGGCUCAUUUCGAUAGCUGGUAUUUGGUUGGAAUGGCUUCAAGAUUGGUCGUUGAUCUUGGCCUUCAUUGCGAGCCUCCCCCCGAGACCAAAAUCAGCAAAAACAUGCUGGAUCUUAGAAGACGAAUAUUUCACUGCACCUAUGCCCUUGACCGAUUGGUGAGCAUGUCUCUUGACCGAGCAUUCUCCUUCACAGAUGAUUCGGCUCCGGAUGUGCAGUUACCACAUUUGACCACAGAAAAUGUGCCCUCUCAUUUGUUCCUGCGUUCAAUCAGGCCGUCGCUCUUCCUUUUCGACAUCCGUCGAGUACAAUCCUCGUUUUAUCAGACCACGAGAUGGUCAUCACGGACACAAUGGCCCCUGGCCACCGCAGCAACGUACGCAAGCUCUGUCUCUAACGACAUUCAUGCGUGGUAUUCGACAAUUCCACCCAACUUGUCCCAGCGGCAUCUUAUGCUGUUCAAUCUCGAGCGGAUAUACUGUCAGAUCUUGGUGGUGUCGCCGAACCAGAGAGUACCUGCAAACAGCAUGACUGAUCUCAACAAGGAGCUGGUUUUUGAAUAUUCUGCUCAGUAUGCUGAUUUAUUUCAGCCCAUCACUCAGGAUGUCACCUGGCACGCGUACUUGACCUACGCCGAUAUAUGUAGGGCCAAGUACGUAGGGCAGAAAUUCGUUGAGGUGAUGUGGUCAGACUUUGACCGUCUUCUCAAGACUUCACAUACACUGCGAGAAGGUUCGCCCCUGGCACACAACCCUCCCCUAGAGAAUGCAGAGCGUGCGACUAUGUUUUUACGCAAGAUCGUUGAAGUCCUCGACUUCGCCAGACAUCGAUGGGCAAUGCCGGAAAUGCGAGAGCAAUUUGAACAAGAGUCUGCUGUACUCUUAUCGCGUCUAAAGAGUCGACAAGGCGAAGCGAAGCCCAGACAGUACACAAACACUUCAGACACCGGCGUUGAUCCUAAUAUGUAUGGUAUCGCGAGCAAUAGCGUUUAUGCGAGUGCUUCUCAGUAUGCCUACGAUGGUGCUCCAAUGAUGCAGCUGCCGAGUCCUCCAGUGCAACAAGAAUCAAACGCCCAAGGGGAGAUGAAACCACAACAGAUGUUGACGCCGCCCGAAGAAUACCGGGUGCCAGCGAAUUAUGGCAUGCCUCAAGGAUCUUUGCCACGGCGCAGCUAUGAAUUUUUCGGCGGCCGAUCAUGAAAUAUGAGAACAGGGGACACGAGGACAAGGUUUUUCAAACAUGGCCACCCCCAAGCUGUAGCAUGUGAUGGUGUGUGUACCCUGUCGCGUGCACCUGGGUCCAAAAAGUGAUAAUGGAAAUCUGCGGAGUCAAAUCAGUCAGAUCAUGCAUGCGCGCCGUCACGGGGCGAGGAUGAUCAAAUCGCGAAGGUCGCUCGAGGUCCUCAGUGGAUGGGGUGUGUUGAUAGAGUACUUUCAAUAGUGUGGGAGUAAUUUGGUGUGGGUGUGAGGACAGCGGAAGGGUUUGGCUACACUGCGCCCAAAUCCCUUUCAUCGCUGCACGUGUUGGAGAGGCUUCAGCUUAUUGCACCAAGUAGUAGCGUGGUGGUGCUGUGGCUGCAACCAUACUUUUGUACCAUGGUGGUAUAAGAAUGGCA
Exophiala oligosperma is the source of this 2798-nucleotide messenger RNA. RefSeq lists its product as uncharacterized. Gene Ontology annotation, biological process: positive regulation of transcription by RNA polymerase II; DNA-templated transcription. Lineage: Eukaryota; Fungi; Ascomycota; Eurotiomycetes; Chaetothyriales; Herpotrichiellaceae. The transcript has a single exon. The record is from RefSeq and is a predicted model, not a curated record. The coding region runs from base 337 to 2382 and encodes 681 amino acids. Gene Ontology annotation, molecular function: sequence-specific DNA binding; DNA-binding transcription factor activity, RNA polymerase II-specific; zinc ion binding.